AUGCAGGACGGGUGGUUUUUUUGUUUUUUUGUCUGCGCAGCAGCAGCAGCAGCAGCAACAGCAGCAGCAGCAGCAGCAGUGAAGAGAACAGCAGCAGCAGCGACAGCAGCAAAAAAGGCAGCAGCAGCAGCAGCAGCAGCAGCACAGUACAGCAAGAGAAGGGACAAGGUUAACAUCUAUUCCUCAAGCAGCAGCAUUUCUCUUUUGCUGCUUCAACACACUGCAGCAGCAACAGCAGCAGCAACAGCAGCAGCAGCAGCAACAGCAACAGCAGCAGCAGCAGCAGCAGGAGCAGCAGCAGCAGCAGCAGGAGCUUACAACAGCUUGUUCUAG
Messenger RNA from Eimeria mitis, 333 nucleotides. RefSeq lists its product as uncharacterized. The transcript has 2 exons. Lineage: Eukaryota; Apicomplexa; Conoidasida; Eucoccidiorida; Eimeriidae. The record is from RefSeq and is a predicted model, not a curated record. The coding region runs from base 1 to 333 and encodes 110 amino acids.